GUCGGUCCAACUCAAUGGCGACUUUUGUAUCUUGCUUACAGAGUGUACUAUCGCAAAAUCCUACAAGAGGGAGGAAUUCCAAGAAGCCGCAAAUCAUUUAUGAAACAUAUUUAUUUUAGAUUGUGUGAAUGUUCGUGCAGUUUUAGUGUUAAUUUUUCAAUGCAAAAACAAGGGGUUAAGUUGAGUAAACAGCGGUUUGUUAAUACUGUUAGUAAAUUGAGUGAAAUCAGUAUAAGUUCUAGUGUGAACACAUGUCCAAAUUCUCAAGCUAGGCAGCGUUUGGAAUUUAAUGACAAAGCUGAGUCCCAACUGAAUGUCUCGGAUAGUGUGAGUACUCGAACAGCUGUUCUCAUCAUUACUGCUAUUUUCCUCAGUUCCAUUCUCACACUCACCUACAUCUACUUCAGCUUCCCGGAGCUUGAGCCAGAGGAACGCAAGUACAUCAAGUUACCGUGGGACGUGGAGGAAGCCAAACAGCUGGGACGAGUGUUGGAGAAACACAAGGACCGUAACUACUACGAGGUCCUUGCUGCCGUCGUCGUCACCUACAUAUUCCUACAGACGUUUGCAAUCCCAGGAUCGAUAUCACUGUCUAUCUUGUCAGGAUUUCUGUUCCCGUUCCCCUUGGCGUUGACGCUGGUUUGCUUCUGUUCCGCAACAGGCGCUAGCUUCUGUUAUCUCCUCUCACACUUGGCCGGCCGACGUCUAGUCUACAAGUACUUUCCCGACCGGGCCGUCCAAUACUCACAAACUGUUCAAAAGCACCGACGGAACAUCUUCAACUAUAUUUUGUUCCUAAGGAUCACUCCGUUCUUGCCAAACUGGUUCAUCAACAUCGCCGCACCCAUUGUCAAUGUGCCAAUCUUACCUUUCUGGUUUGGCACAUUCUUGGGUGUGGCGCCUCCGUCGUUUGUUGCUAUCCAGGCAGGUCAGACCCUGCAGCAGCUGACGUCUAUGUCUGGUACUUGGUCCUGGACAUCUGUCACAUGGCUGGCUGUCUUCUCUCUGCUCUCUCUACUGCCCGUUCUACUGCGCGACCGUCUACGAACCAAGUUUGACUAGGAAGAGUGCCCCUUAGACGACUGGCAGCAGUCUGCUCGUGGUAGUCAUGUGAUCGAUGAACUAGUCUUUGUCCGUCUUCACUCUACCCAAGAAACUCUUCUGCUCAAGAUCAGAAGACACACUCUUCUCAUCCAACAAGAAGGCACGGUCCAGGAAAUCCUCUCUUAACAGAAUACUUCUCCAUUACAAACUGUGAUAUUCAUUUUUAAUUGUUUUAAACUUAUUCCUUGCAAUAUAGUGGGUUAGGGUCAACGCAGGGAAAAGUCUAAUUCGUAGAAAAUAUUUUUAUAAACUCUUUUUGGAGUUUCUUGUUGAGUUUGAGAAUUUAUUUUUGUUAUGUUUGUUUGUUCUUCCUUCUCGUUUGCUAUCUAGGCUAACAAAUUAACAUGUAACUUGUGUGGUAAUUGAAUUUUACUAAUCGUAAUGAAAACAUUGCAUUUCUUAAAUCAUUCCAAAAAUAGUAUAGUUUGAGAAUUUAACCAGUGUGCAUUUAAUCUGUAGGAAUUCAUUUGCAUGUUUUUUAACUUCAAUUUCUCAAUUUCCACAGUGUUACAUGUGCCAAUAAAACCUUUUCGUCAUGCUAAUAGUUGUGAUAGAGUGCCUGAUCUAGGUAUACUUUAAGCACAGAGACGAUGUUGUGUGGGCCUAGUUUCAAACAUUCUUACAAUGCUUUUCUCACACUUGUAGUUAGUUCUAGAUUUUUAAAAUCUACUGUAACAAACUUUUGAGCAGAUUGUUGCUAGGAACAAAUUUUAGUUUUUUCAAUUGUAGUUUAAGGUAUUUGUGUGCAUAUUUCAUUGAAAAAAAAGAUUGAUGCUCUUUAAAAAGCAUGCUUUUUACUUUAGUGUUUAAGAUUACAUUUUAUUGGGUAGUGAUACUUCCCAUACAUAAAAUAUUUCUAUAAAAGCGAUUGGCUUGCAUUUUGCUUUGUAAAGAUAUCUAUAUAUUUAAAUCCGUAAGCGAAUCGGUCCCCCCGAAAUAUCUCGAGCUAGGAUAAAGUUAGCAUAACUGUCAAGGAUUUAUUUUAAAGUUUAAGGUCCAAGGACGGUGGGAAAAACAUCAGAAGUGUCCAAAAUUGCCCCUGCUCUGCCCCACAGGCCGUCAGAUCCAGUAAUUGUCUAAUGGAAGUACUGCUACAGUGUUUCAAGCUGUUUUAAAUAUACCAGCUGAUGUAAACAUUGCAUAUUUUUUUUUUCAUUGAUUUUUAUUUGUGUUCUGUUUGUAGGUUAGAAUGGUAAUGCAGUGUUGAAAUGUAUCAUGUUAGGGGAAGACCACGACUACGAAGGAGGGUAUUUAGGAAUGGUGCACAGCAUAGGGAAUGGUUAAGGACAAAUUACAACGAAUGUGAUGGGCAGCAAUUGCUGCUAUGAGCCUCUAGUUUUUUAUAGUAUAUUUCAAACUAGCUGGCCCGACAGACGUCGUCCUGUCCUAAUGUGGUUUUAUGUUAAAUGCUCGUUCAUUUUCAAGAUGAGCUCGUUCGCAUGGCUCAAUCACGUCCUGGUUGAAGUUUGUUCGCUACGCUCACUCACCUUUAGCUUGGAGCUCGUUCGCUGCGCUCACUUGCCUUCAGGUUAGCUCGUUCACUACGCUAACUCGCAUCCAAGUUGAAAUUCGUUCGCUACGCUCACUCACCUUUUGGUUGCAAAUUAGCUGUUGUCAUGAAUUUAAAAAGAAUAAUAGUGCUGCACCCUGUUGGGAAACAUAUAAACUUUUUAAUACUAUUGAGGAUCAACUACCAAUCAUAUUGAGGAUCAACUACCAAUCAUAUUGAGAAUCAAACUACUAUCACAGAAUCAAAUUGUUUAGUUGAACCAGCUGUUAAGAUUCUUUAAUUCCAUUUAAAUAUGAGUACUCAUAAGGUUAACAUGGGAAACUCCAGAGCCACUGGUGCGGAGCCCUUUUGACGGAUCUGCACCAAACUUCACACAAACCAUCCUUGAAUAAUGCUUAAUAAUGCCUGAAAGUUUCAUUACAAUCUGUCGAGAGGUUUCGGAGUCCAUAAAGGACAAACAAACAAACAAACAUACAUACAUUGGAUUUUAUAUAUAUAGAUCAAAUCCUAUGUUGAUCAAAUCAAACAGUCUUUUGUUAGCUUGUUGUUGAAUUAAUUUUGUUGUCCAAUUUAAAAAUUAUAUUUUUGUCAUUGCAUUGAAUAGAGUUUAUUGAUAGCUAUUUUAAAAUUUGUUUUGACUAAAAAGAGCCGAAUAUUUUUUACCAAAGACACUUUUACUUCUUACCAUAUUUAUUUAAGAUGCAUAAUUGUGUUAGUUUAUAAAAUUAAAUUGCAAUCACAAAAAUAUGUUUUAAAAGCCAAACUUGUUAUAGUUUCUGUUUGACUCUUUGCUGUGAUUGGUGGGUAAUAAUUGCAAAAACUAAAAACAUGGGAGCUUUGUUUUUUUAUUGAAACCCCAUAUGUUAUUAAAAAAUAAAUUCAUAAAUGUGUACAGAUUAUAAUAGUAUAUAGGGCCUAAAGUGACUCUUUUUGACCUGAGGUCAAGUUUUACGAUCGAGGCCCAGCCGAGGUCGGAAAAUGAGUAAGGGUUAAAAAGUCACUUUUUAAUUGUGUGGUGAACUAUAUUUUCAUCAUAUUGCAUCAUUAAUUAACAAAACAAAGCUAGAAAACAAAAUCAUUUUUAUGUAAAGAUAACCUCUCGUGACAAUCUUUAAACUCAGUUGAAUAUGCACACAAUUAGUAUUUAAUAGCAAUAAUUUGAUGUGUAUUUGUGCUUUUAUCGGAAAUGAAACUAUGUUAUCUGGUGCUGUUUUAGUGUUUAAAUAAGUUAAGUAAUACAGGUUUUUUGUAAAUGCUUGGUUUGCACAUGAACACACACAAACUAUCUUCCUCUUGAAAUUCUCUGUAGGAAAUCUUAUGUUUCUAAGCUGUAUCAAUUAUCAAUUCGAGAAGGUGCGUUUUUAACCCAAAUAUGAGUGAAAACUGAGUGUAGAAUGGUGUGAGAUGAUCUGUGUAGCUUUGUUACUGACUAAUAUCAGCUGUUUCAUUAGCCAGGAUCAUUUAUGUAAAUCCCAUUUAUCAGGAACAGCUGGGUCCAGUUUCGGACCAUAAAAAAGCUACUGGCUUUUCUCGGGAUCGAACUGGCGACAUUUACCCAAAAGUCAGGCAAACACUUAAACCAUUCAGCUUAGCCAUAUACUUAGUCUUUCAGGACAAAUUGUCUUAUGUAAAAUCUAUUGGACAGAUGUAAAAAUCGGUAGAUAGGUCUAUAUGAAUGACUAGUUGCUUUAUAAUUGCAUAUCUAUCAUUGGUUUAAAGUUUAUUUUAUCAUUAAGUUUUUUGUUAUUUUUGAUAGUCGAAAUAAGUACUAUCUCAAUAUCAGUCUGUCUGUGUGUCAGGGACUCCAAGGUGGCAAAUAUGCUGCCUUCUACAGGUCACUAGAGCACCGAUCAAGAUUAAACUAUUUUACUAUAUUCACUAAACUGUUGAGAAUAUCUUUGGUUAUUAGACCUGUAACUUAUUUCUAAAAAGAAAUUAGUCCCUUUACAGAAAAGACAGAAAAAUACUACUAGCUGUGUGCUAAAAUCAAUCAUAAUAUUGCUUUAUUGUACCCUUUGUCUUUAUUUUAUACAAAUUUUAAACUCCAUUUACGUGCCCCCACCGACUUGACAACCGAUUUUAAUGCAAUCGUUUAAGGGUCAGAAGAAUUACAUGUGCAAAUCAAGUAUCACAUUUGUAGCAUUAUGUCAUAAUUUUAUGUUUAAAUGCUUCGUAUUUAUUUAGUUUCAUUUGUGUAAAUGGAUGGUGUGCAUGAAGCAUGGAUAUUCUAGGUAUUAUAGGUACAGGGUAAGAGGAAAGGGCGGUUGUGGAGGUAUUAUUAGUAAUAGGCCUACUUUAUAGAUAUAAGAUAUAUUCGUCAUCAGUUGAUUCUAAUACACCAAUACAGAAGUAAUUUCACAUAGAUUGAAUUAAACUUUCAGAUCAUAAGGUACAGUAAUCUUAUUUUUAUAUUUUAUUCAUCAAUUUCAAGGAGUUUUCUCUUUACAAAAAAUCAAUUGGGUACAUAGUUACCUUGAAAUGUGUUCAGAUUGUUAACACAAUGUUUCCUAACUAUAGUAGAGUAGUUAUUAAGUUUAAAAGAUUCUUAUCUAAUAUUUGUUCUAGUUAUUUCAGUAUUCAAUAAGUUUUUAGAAUGUAAAAUAGCAUUUCAAGUUAUAAAUUACUGUAUUGUAAAAGUAGUUCUUGAUACUUUUUCUCAGUAAUUCAUGGUAAAUCUUUUAUAAUCGUACCUCUUACAUGAAUGUUGUUAACUCUUUGUAUAUAGAUAUAUGUAGUAGGUAGUCUCUUUAUUUUUUAAUAUGCCAGGCCUAUUGGUGCCUUUAUGUGCCAAACACUAUUUUCCUCUCAUAUAAUUCUUCCGACACUUUAGUAGAGUACAAAAAGUAACUACAGUUGUUCAACCAGUCAUGAAAUCUUUUAUUUGUCAGAACUAUAGACAGAAUGUUUGAUUACGAGUCCACUGUACCCUUUAUUCAAUUUAAUAAACUAAAAUAUGACUUGUAUUGUUUUUCUGUGUGUAUUUAUCAUAUAUUUUUUAGAAGUUUUUCUGACGUAUUGAUUACUAACCUUCCUAAAAUAGUAAAAUGUGCAUUUAGGGAUAAUAAUAAUGUUUAAAGCUAAAUUUUAUUUCUUUUAGUCAUAGAAAUGAGGCCUACAUCUUAAAUCAUUGGCUAGUCCCAAUAUACACAGGGGGUACAGUUGUUGUACUGUUGUAUUUGUUACUUCACAUUAAAUGUCAUAUUAAAAGCUCA
Macrosteles quadrilineatus (aster leafhopper) is the source of this 5826-nucleotide messenger RNA. Its product is annotated as transmembrane protein 41B-like. Gene Ontology annotation, cellular component: endoplasmic reticulum membrane. The transcript is spliced from 7 exons. The record is from RefSeq and is a predicted model, not a curated record. Lineage: Eukaryota; Metazoa; Arthropoda; Insecta; Hemiptera; Cicadellidae. The coding region runs from base 100 to 1062 and encodes 320 amino acids.